Cephus cinctus (wheat stem sawfly) is the source of this 3587-nucleotide messenger RNA. Its product is annotated as protein artichoke. Bases 7 to 3012 code for a protein of 1001 amino acids. The transcript is spliced from 3 exons. Gene Ontology annotation, molecular function: protein binding. The record is from RefSeq and is a predicted model, not a curated record. Lineage: Eukaryota; Metazoa; Arthropoda; Insecta; Hymenoptera; Cephidae.
AGCACCAUGUAUUAUUUUCUUCUGAUUCUGUUUAUAUAUUCGGGAAUAUCAAAUAUUCAAGGCAUAAAUUCAGUGUAUGACAUUUUUAAUUUUCUGGAUGAAGACCAAACAACACGAAACCGCAUAGCCAGACGAAGUCCUAAUGAAUUAUUUUCAACCAACGACGAAAAUUUGCCAAUCGGAAAAUGCGAAGACAUGGAGGAAAAUAUACCAUUAAGACUUUCGAAUGUAGAAUUAAAACAAAUUAAGGCAGGAUUCAUUGAUAGUCCUUACAUAUCAUGUUUGAGCCUCGACGGCAAUAUGAUUGAUGAUUUAGUGCCAGGAGCUUUUGAUAAUCUUCCAAACCUUAUAUAUCUCGAUCUAAGUCGAAAUCAGAUACCAACGAAUUCCCUAAUGCCGGUCGAUACUUUUGAGAAUUUGACGACCUUAAUUCUUGAUGAAAAUAUACCUUCUCCCUAUAGUGGGCUAAAUCCCGGAGGACUCUUGAGGGUCACUGGAUAUUUUCCAAAACUAAAAUACUUGUAUCUUCGUAAAAAUGGAAUAACAAAAAUUUCUCCGAACUUUACUCAGAAUGUACCAAAUCUCUCCUACCUGUAUUUAUCCGAGAAUGCGAUCGGAGAUAAUAUAUUAGAUUUUGCACAUAACAUACCGAAUUCAUUAACUCACGUUUACUUGGAACGUAAUGGAAUCGAACGCAUCGUCGGUUGGCAGUUGAUGUAUUUGGUAUCAUUGUUUCUAGAUGGAAACAACAUAAGGACACUUUGUUAUGAAAUUUGUGAUCAAUCGUCACUGUCACUAAAAUUCGCAUCGAACUUGGAGACUCUAUCGAUAUCUCAUAAUAAUCUUAAAACUAUAAAUCCGACAGCAUUCGUCGAUACCGAUAAUCUGUUAAGUUUGGACCUUUCUCAUAAUGCAAUUGAAACCAUUGGUGAAGGAACGUUCAAUGAGACUGUGCGACUUGCUAAUCUAUCUUUAGAUCAUAACCUGCUGACUUCGAUUCCUGAUCUAAGUACAAUGUAUAAUAUAACAAAUUUGUAUUUAAACGACAAUUACAUUCAAAAUAUCACUAGGGGUACGUUUUCGAAUUUGUCGUAUUUGACGAACGUCACACUAAACAACAAUUUGAUCGAAUAUGUAGAACCGCUAGCGUUUUCGAAUUUGCCGAUGCUAAUGGAAUUAGAUCUUUCUAAUAACAAGAUACACCAUUUGCCAUUGAACUGGAUGUUAGCGCAGAUGAAUCUUCGCAAUCUUUACUUGAACAUGAACAAAUUUGAAAGCCUUGAUGAAAUUGCAGUUACCGAUAUUAUAUCCUUGGUGGGAUUGCACAUGAAUGACAAUCUGCUGAAAUACAUAACAAAAAAAUCAUUUGAGUAUCUACCUGAAAAUACAACUUUGUAUAUACAACGUAAAUGUAAGGUGCCUGUUUGUGUAUGGAAAGAUGAAGAGUGUAAUAUACGUUGUCGACAUUUAUAUGACCCUUAUUAUUAUAAUCUUCUAACAGCCAUGUUUCGACUUCCUAUAGUCCUGUGCAUGUUUGUUGCAUUAUCAGAAAGUCAUGCGAAUAAUUCUCUUCACGAAAUACUUCAUCUUCCCGACGAAGACCCAGUCAUUCGAAAUCACAUAUUCAGACGCAGUCCGGAAGAAUUAUUCUCAAGGAUCAACGUGUCUUUGCCCUUUGGAAGAUGUCAAGACGCGAAUGCGAAUAUGUCUCUAAGACUGUCGAACAGUGGAUUAAGGAAUAUUAAUCCUGGAUUCAUUCAAAGUCCUCAGAUAGAAUGUUUAAGCCUGGAUGAUAAUAUGAUUCAAAACGUAAUGCCGAAUGCUUUUGAUAAACUUCCAAAUCUAAUUUAUCUCGAUCUAAGUCGAAAUCAAAUACCAACAAAUGUUCUGAUUCCGGUGGACACUUUUAAUAAUUUAACGACUUUAGUCCUCGACGAAAAUAUAGACUUCUUAGGGAUAAGUCGCGAUCGAAGCUUGGGAGCUCUUGGGUAUUUUCCAAAACUAAAAUACUUGUAUCUUCGUAAAAACGGAAUAGUGGAAAUACUUCCGAGCUUCGCUCAGAAUUUACCGAAUCUUACGCAUCUUUUUCUGUCCGACAAUGAAAUCGGGAACGGCGUGUUACACUUUUUCAAUAACGUAUCGAACUCCCUGACACACGUUUACUUGGAGCGAAAUGGAAUUCAACACGUGACCGUAUGGCAAUUGUUGUACAUAGAGGCAAUAUUUCUGGACGGCAACAAUAUAAAGAUGCUUUGCAAUAAAUAUUGUAGCGAAUCUUCGCUAUCCCUUAAAUUUGCAUGGAGUUUGGAGACCCUGUCGAUGUCUCACAAUGAUCUCGAGAUUAUCGAACCAGAUACGUUCGACAAUGCUGUUAAUUUGUUAAAUUUGGAUCUUUCUUAUAAUGCGAUUGCAGACAUUCGUGAAGAAACGUUCAGUAAAAUUUCGCGUCUUUCUAAUCUCUCGUUAAAUCAUAAUUUGCUGACAACGAUUCCUGAUCUAAGCCGCCUGUACAAUUUGACGUAUCUGUAUUUAAAUAGUAAUCUUAUAAGAAAAAUUGCAAAGGAUACAUUUUCCUACAUGUCGUAUUUGACGAAUGUCAAAUUGAACGACAAUUUGAUUGAAUACAUCGAACCUCUGGCUUUUUCGAAAUUGCCGAUGUUAAUGGAAUUAGAUAUUUCUAAUAACUCUUUGCAUCGUCUAGCACUGAAUUGGAUGUUACCACAAAAAAAUCUUCGAAAUCUUUACCUUAAUUUCAACCAAUUUGAAAGUCUUGAUGACGUGUCUUUGAUCGGUGUCAAAUCUUUGAAGGGACUGUACAUGAACAAAAAUCCAUUGAAAUUUCUGACGAUACGAUCAUUAACCGAUUUACCAUUAAAUACAACUUUGUACGUGGAAAGUGAUUGCGAGGCGUCUAAGUGCGCUUGUGAAUUCGGAGAGGACGACUGCGACAAAUAUUGCCCAUAUUUACGGAAUGACGAUUACGAUUUGGACAAUUCAAAGCAUUUUGAUUGAACUAAUCGUGGUCGUACGUUACUGUAUAAUUAAAUAGAUUAUAUUAGAUAUCUACGUACAGUCAGGUCCACCAGUUCAGUAUUCCCUUGACAGUUCGAUAAUAGUCUCUAGCAAGCUACAUAAAAUUUUUGUUAUAAAGCAUGCUUGUGCAUUGGUUUGCACUAAAAUAUAUUUCAUUUUAUCGUAUACUAUAAUAAUUUUAUGAGAAUCCACGUGUUAUUUGCGAAGGAUUGCAUUCUUUAUGAACUGUCAAAAAAAACACAUCAAACUCAUGGACCGACUAUAGCUAUAUGGAUUAUUUUAAUCGAAGGUCGAUUAUCUUUAUUAUAAUCAUUUAACGUUUAAUUAUGAAUUAUACAGUGAACGGUUAUAUAUCAAGGAAUAGGAAUAUACCUACGAUUCGCUUUAGAUUAAUCAUAAGCGAUAGUUCUAACGGGUAAUCAACGCUAUAGUAAACUGAAUUGCGCUUGUACGAAUACUGUAAUCUGCAUAUAUUAAUCCUUGUAAACUGCCUGCUAAAGCUGAAUUUUGUAAAUUUGAAUAUUAAAAUAACAACAAAAGAACGAGCCUCUAAA